This is a messenger RNA of Drosophila obscura, 357 nucleotides long. RefSeq names its product cytochrome c oxidase subunit 7A, mitochondrial (gene COX7A). The transcript has 2 exons. NCBI's taxonomy places the organism in Eukaryota, Metazoa, Arthropoda, Insecta, Diptera, Drosophilidae. The record is from RefSeq and is a predicted model, not a curated record. The coding region runs from base 65 to 337 and encodes 90 amino acids. Gene Ontology annotation, biological process: regulation of oxidative phosphorylation; mitochondrial respirasome assembly; mitochondrial electron transport, cytochrome c to oxygen.
GGUUUGACACUUCGCCCAGAAAAACUAUAAAAAACUAUAAAAAUAUAAAAAUAUCCUCAGCAAAAUGUUGAACCUGUCGAGAGCCGUUGUCCGCAGCUUUGCCACCACCUCGAGCCGCCGCUCCACCGCUGUCGGCAAGGAGCAGAUCGAGAAGGGCUACUUCGAGAUUCGCAAGGUGCAGGAGCACUUCCAGAAGAAGGACGGCAAGCCCGUCUUCCUCAAGGGCUCCGCUGUCGACAAUGUGCUGUACCGCCUCACCGUGGCCCUGGCCCUGGUUGGAAUUGGUGGCAUGACCAAGCUCUUCUACGACCUGAGCGUGCCCAAGAAGGAGGAAUAGGAGUAAUCAACCUCUUAGUU